UUUCGCAGCGCUUCACACACUCCGGACGAGCCUAAACUGCGGCUCUGAACGCGCUGCGGCGACGUUGAAAUCUGCGGAAAUACCCGAGCGGGCCGCUGCACGGCGGAGUUUUCACACAGUCGCCGUCUCAUGUGUGGUUUACUCGUCGGUGCGGGGGGAGAAAGUUGUGGACAUGUUUUCCUGGAAGUGUACAGUUUUACGGAUACACUGUGCAACAUUGUGACUGCGGCGUUAAUGAGCCGCUCCGCCGCGCCCGGACUUUGGAGCGUCUUUUUCGUGGGAUUGUGAACUCGCCUGUGCGCCAUAUUGUGCGCCGUGAAACUCGAGGGAAAGUUGUCAGAGUUAUGACAUUUGCUGCGCACGAUCCCCUUCACGGAGCUGCAUGCAGUCGACUUUGAUCGAGACCAAAGUGGCUCCAUGGAGCUGGCCAUGGAGAGCUGCGCGCACCAUUGAUAAGGUCUCCACAGAGGAUGAGAAGAAUGGACUGCAAACCUCAGAUUUGAUUCUUGAAGGAGGGCUGCAUGUUCCCCACCCUGCACUUUCCUCUGGGAUUUAUGUUUCCUCCCAUAUAUCUCUGAACACACAAUUAAAGAAUUUCUCGACCACAGGCGGUGAAAGUACACUACAGCGGCUCAGAGAUCAACAGUGAGAGCUCUGACUCCCAACGUUUCCACAGCGUUUCUGAUAUUACUAUGAGUCUCCCGCCUCAAGUUAAUCCUGACAAGAGUGGCAAGCACCGUGCUGCAGCCAUGAAAGAGAGUGUGCAGCAUUCAGGAGAGGUUUAUUAUGGUAUGGGACCUCCGGCUUUAGAGUCAAGCCACAGUGACUCCGCCAGCAGCUCUGGUGUUUAUAACCCAGAAAAAGGGCCCCAAAGCCUACCACACUAUCAACAGGCUGCUCCAGUAAAAUGGAUGCAACAGGACUCCAUUCAGGCCCCCAGCUGGUCCCAGGAAGCUCCGGUGCCAGCCUGGGGGCAGAACUUCGGCCCCUACAUGAGUGGAGUGAACGUUAGAGGUCAGAUGGCGUUCCACAAAGGGGUCCACGAAGGCGUGGCUUUGCCGAUGGGAGGGGAGAACCAGCUGCCUGCACCCGUGGAGGUUUACAGAGAUGCCACCCAGCCUCCAGCUCAGGGGAGGGCACUAGACUGGGAGCAGCACGCCGCCGCCGCAAUGCACCAGGCUCAGCUGCAGGCCUACCAACACGGCCACAAAGGCGUGGAGCUGCAGGGACAGCCGCAUGUGCCGUCGCACUCUCUGCAGGGCUCCAUGCUGCAGCCCUUCCAGGCGACGUUCAGACCCAGCAAGCAGCAGUUCUCAUCCGGGUAUUACUCUGUUUUUCCAGGUAACAAGGCGAUGCCCAACAUGUCGUAUGGCGAGCAGCCCAAGACUCAGCAGCAGCUUCUCCACCAGAUGCAGCAGCAACAAAUGCAUCAUCAUCACCAGCAGCAGCAGCAGCAACAACAGUUGCAUCAGCAGCAUCAACUUCAGCUGCAGCAGCAGCAGCAGCAGCAGCAGCAACAUCUGCAGCACCACCAAAUCCAACAGCAGCAAAUGCAACAGCUGCAGCAAAUGCAGCAACAGUAUCACCAGCAACAGCUACAGGAGCGACAGCAACAAAUGCAGCAAAUGCAGCAGUUGCAGCAACAAAAUGUGCCGCAGCAAGAAACCACACAACCACAGGUGCAGCCAAAACAGCAACAGACCCAAAACUUUGGCGCUUUUCAGGCUCCUGAGCCUCGUCCUCCUGACACUGGGGCAAAAAAAGAAGAUGCCCAGUCAGCGGAGCCACAGCAGGAACUGGAGGGUCAAACCCUUGAUGCGUCAGAUGCAACGGAUUCAUGCCCUGAAAAGGCCGCUUCAGAGGCCGGAGACGCAGCACCCGCCGCCCCUCGACGCUCACGUCGCCUUUCCAGAGACGGACAGUCCCCACUGGGUCCCCCUUCGACAAACAUCUGGUCUCAAGCCUCCAAAGAGCUUCCACCUUCCCAGAACGGAGUGGCAGGUGUGCAGACUGCAAGAGGAGCAGACAGCCAAGUGUCUACAGGAGGGGUCAUCCAGGUCACCCGCAGGAGGAGGAGGGCGUCCAAGGAGAUCAACCUGGAGACUCUUGCCCAGAAGGCGUCGGAAAUGGAGUCCCUUCCUGCUAAAAUAAUCAAGCAGGAAGACGGUCCCUCGGGCAGACAGGCCACCAUGGUGCCUCUGGUCAUCCCGGUGUCUGUGCCGGUGCACCGGAGCCAGAUGGACCCUCAGGGCGGCUGGGCUCAGGGACGCCUCGGCCAGGGCGAGCGGCCUGCAGGACAGUCUGAUCGCAAACCCUCCGUCAUCGUGGCUCGCCGGCGAUCGCUCAGAAACUCCAUGACCGACGGUUUUGGCCAGGAUGGCGAAAGCGACACAGGCCUGGAUGAGGAUGGAAAAGCAAAAUUCAAGCGCCGCCCUCGCCCCGAGCCACUCAUCAUCCCUCCCCCCAAACCCUCCACCUUCAUUCCCCCGUCCGUCUACUCCAGCAUCACCUCCUACCAGAGCAACCUGCGUUCUCCGGUCCGGCUGCCCGACAACCCCCUCACCCUGCCUCCGUACACGCCUCCGCCCAUCCUGUCUCCUGUGCGAGAGGGCUCAGGACUCUACUUCUCCGCCUUCCUGACCAACAUCGCCGUGAGCAACCAAAUCCUGCCACCGCCGGUGACGCCCAAAUCGACGGCACGCAGCCUGUUGCGUUCCACGAGUUCAGAAAUUACGCCUCCUGUCUUGCCUUUGAUCACUGAUGCCACACCUGUUAGCCUUGAACCGCGUAUCAACAUCGGGCUGAAGUACCAGGCAGAAAUACCUGAUUUGCAGGAUCAACCUUCCUCCCAGUUUGACCAGCACAAAGCUGACUUGGUCUGGAUUCCUGUGGAUGAUACCAAGCUCAAGCAUGGCGACCAGGAGAGCAUGGAGGAUUUGAUGAGCAUGGCUUGUUCCAGUGUUUUCAGAGGAGGAGGAACCAAUCAGGAGCUGGCUUUGCACUGUUUACAUGAAUGCGGAGGCGAUUUCCUUGAAACACUGGAACGUUUGAUGCUUCAAGACCCAAUUUACCCCAAAGGUCAUCACCUGGCAGGUUAUCACUACUCAGGCUCUGACAGCUGGACUCCAGAGGAGAAGCGCUACUUCAAUAAGGGAAUCUCAGCCUACAGGAAGGACUUCUUCCUGGUGCAGAAACUGGUGCGGACUAAGACUGUGGCUCAGUGUGUAGAGUACUACUACACCUACAAGAAACAGGUGAAGGUCGGACGCAGCGGCAUCUUAAGCUUCGGACCUCCGGAUUCACCCGCGGAGAAGCACACGGAGGCGGUGGUGGACGUUAAGAGUUCACAGCACUCAAAAUUGACUCAAGGAGAGGCGGAUGGAGAUGAGAAAAGGGAGUCUUCUUAUGACCAUGAUAGCAGCCACCAGGCGAGGGUUGCUCAGUCACUACAGGCUCAUGACUAUGCAGGAACAGUGGUGGUGAUCAAAGAGCCGGACGCCGUCAGUAAGGAGACUCAUCACCCGUCGGCACCUCACAGGCCUCGAGCCGAGGCUGCAGCAAAGAAGAGCCGAGUGCCAACAAAGCCUCCGCAGGAUCCCGAUGCAAUAUUUCCCUGCAAGAAGUGUGGCAGAGUGUUUUAUAAAGUGAAGAGUCGAAGUGCCCACAUGAAGAGUCACGCUGAGCAGGAGAAGAAGGCUGCAGCGCUGCGACAGAAAGAGGAGGAAGAGAGGGCAGCGGCGGCGGCUCGAGCCAGGAAGGCAGCAGCAGCAGCUCAUCAGGGUGGAAGUGGAAACGGAUUGAUGGGACAGGCGGACGUCAGCGGCCAGGAAGACUCGUCUGAAGGGGAGGAUGACGACGAUGAAGACUGGCACUGAGAGACGACAAAACAAGGAGGGAAAUGAACGAGAAGAGGAAGUGAGGGGUAAAUAGAGGUGGCGAACAAAUCAGGGAGGGAGGGAGUUUUUUAUAAAACAAUGUGCUGCACCACGACAAGCACAAGAGAUACGCUUUUCACAUCCUCCUGUUGAUCCUCACACUCCUUUAAUGAUCUAAACUCUUACUCCUUGACCGUUACUCAGCUUUACACCAUCCGCUGGGCAGUCACACUCCACAUUUUCGUAUUUGUAUCUUUUAAAUAUUCAGAGUAAGUUUAUUUUUUGUAAAAGCACUUAUACUAUACUGCUUCUGCUUUUGCCAAUAUUGCCUUUUUAUAUCCUUUAUUUAAUUGAAUAUAUAUCAAAAUAUGCAUUUCUAUCAUGCAGACUUUAUGGUUAUUUGAUAUCUCACAAAAUAAUCAGAAUGUCUCUCCAGCAAUAAAACAAGAUCAAAACAAUCUUCACUUUAUAGUAGCGACCGUUUUAACUAAAGCUAGAGGCGCUUGUAUUUAAAAUCUGUUUCUUAGAAAAAUACUGUGCUGUAUUUUGCAGAUUUUCCAUCAGAUUUUUAGGUUGGUUGUACACUUAUUUUUUACAACGAAGGGACCUUUUGAAAUGAAUGUGUACAAAAAAAAGUAUAUAUGAGAUUGCUAUAUAUUUAUGAUACUGCAUUUUGCAAUGAUUUUGGUAAUAUAAAGAAAAUCUUCAUGUUGGCUGCAAUGUGACUGGUGAGUUGAAAAAAAAUUAUUAAAAAGUUUACUGUU
Molecule: messenger RNA, 4639 nt
Organism: Amphiprion ocellaris (clown anemonefish)
Lineage: Eukaryota; Metazoa; Chordata; Actinopteri; Pomacentridae
Gene: mideasa
Product: mitotic deacetylase associated SANT domain protein a
Exons: 13
Coding region: 693-3875 (1060 amino acids)
Biological process (GO): regulation of transcription by RNA polymerase II; negative regulation of DNA-templated transcription
Cellular component (GO): histone deacetylase complex; transcription regulator complex
Molecular function (GO): transcription corepressor activity
Source: RefSeq, a predicted model, not a curated record